This is a messenger RNA of Pogona vitticeps (central bearded dragon), 2702 nucleotides long. RefSeq names its product NUBP iron-sulfur cluster assembly factor 2, cytosolic (gene NUBP2). Gene Ontology annotation, biological process: iron-sulfur cluster assembly. The record is from RefSeq and is a predicted model, not a curated record. Gene Ontology annotation, molecular function: ATP-dependent FeS chaperone activity; ATP binding; 4 iron, 4 sulfur cluster binding. Lineage: Eukaryota; Metazoa; Chordata; Lepidosauria; Squamata; Agamidae. Gene Ontology annotation, cellular component: cytosol.
AGUUGCCUGCUUAUUCGUUGAGGUUCUUGUCACUCAAGGGGGAAGCGGAAGCGGUGAGGGUGGUGGAAGGAACAUGGAGGAGGAGGCGGCGGCGCGGGAGAGGGGCAACCUGGCUGGGGUCCAGCACAUCAUUCUGGUCCUCUCUGGGAAAGGGGGAGUUGGAAAGAGUACCAUCUCAACAGAGCUGGCCUUGGCUUUAUCACAUGCUGGGAAAAAGGUCGGGAUCUUGGACGUGGACCUGUGUGGCCCCAGCAUCCCUCGCAUGCUCAAUGUGCAGGACUGUGAUGUCCACCAGUGUGACAGUGGAUGGGUCCCAGUCUUUGUUGACCAAGACAAAAGCAUUGCUCUCAUGUCUAUUGGCUUUCUUCUGGAGAAGCCGGAUGAUGCUGUAGUCUGGAGAGGACCAAAGAAAAAUGCUUUGAUUAAACAAUUUGUGACUGAUGUUACUUGGGGAGAACUCGAUUUCUUGAUUGUGGACACACCCCCUGGGACCUCUGAUGAGCAUAUCUCCAUAGUAGAAGCCCUUCGACCUUAUAAGCCUCUUGGGGCAAUUCUGGUUACAACGCCACAGGCGGUGUCUGUAGGGGAUGUGAGGCGAGAGCUAACAUUUUGCAAGAAGACAGGAUUACGAGUCCUUGGGAUUGUGGAGAACAUGAGUGGGUUCAUCUGUCCACACUGCACGGUGAGAACUGCAUGCUUAGCUGAACAAGGAAUGCACAAAUGUAUUUUCCAAAGGGGGUGGUCAAGAGCUGGCCAAACACUCUGGGGUCCCACUCCUUGGUUGUGUGCCUCUGGAUCCACAAAUCGGUCGGAGCUUGGAGGAAGGAAAAGACUUCCUUCUGGAAUUCCCCAAGAGUUUAACCUACCCUGCGCUAGCCGGUAUUGCUCAACAUAUCUUGACUGGAAUACCCAACCGCAGUUCCUGAGCUGGGAGGCAAUCUACACUCAUCACUAAGAGAAAGGAGCUGAGUUGAUCUGGAAAACAGCUCAACAGCCCAAGGAGAGGAUCUUCGGACAGAUCAAAUUUAAAAGGGGCGUGAUGAGCAAAGCAUGGCCCUUGGCGUCAGAACCUAUGUUUUCUUUCUUGAUCAGUGAAUGCCACAUCUGCCUUGAAGCAGCCAAGUCUUUACUUGGAUAUUUAAACAUAUUGUCAGCUUUUUGCUGGCAUAAAUUUGGGUCAGGCAUGGCACCCCAGACUGCGUGGCAUAGUCAUGUGUGCAAAAGCCUUGUUUGAUCUGUGUCACUUUUAAUUCCAUUUCCUUGUUGCUGAAUAGAAGCAAUUAUGACUCAGGAAUUAUUGGUAAGCAAUAUUCUAUAUUUUGUUAGGAUUAUGGCAUGCACAUUUGUCUGUUUAUAUCUUGUCUCCUGUUUUUUAGGUACGAUUAUUAAGACAUGCAGAACAAAAAUAAAAGAAAAAUAAAAACAAAAGUAUUGUGGUAUCAUGAAGAUAACAUCAAUACCAUAUUGCUAGUUCCUGUUAGAAUGCACCUGUUUACUAGCAAAAAUUUAUAUACAGCGGUGCCCCGCAUAGCGACGUUAAUCCGUUCCAGGAUUAACGUUGCUAUCUGGAUUAACUAAGUUAUUUCCAUGACCCCAGAUAUAUUAUGUUUUACUCUCUUAGACUGACUUCUCCAAGCUUCUCUGUUUUCCUUUUUUUUUUUUUUUUUUUUGUCUAUAACAAAUAUUACAGUAAUUGGCCUAUAAUUAGAGACAUUACUUUUUUGGACAACAACUUCUAGAAUACCUCAUUUAAUCGUAUAAUAGCCAUCCAGAUGGCAGUGCUGGCUGGGAUAUAAAAAAAGCAACAAAAACUUUUCCCUAUCCAUAAUUUUCUGGAACUUCCCUCUCGUAACAGAGAUCCUGCUGUAAACGAAUUGGCUGCAUUGCCUCCUUUCUAGUCCUUUGAUACAGGGGUGAGUAUUAGGGAGAAGUUGAAUUUUUUUGUUUGUUUGAUUAAGAAUUUCUUAUUUACAUAAAGGGCUCUCAUCCAUGCAGAUAUAGUAAUACUGUAUACUUAAUUUUUCCCCCUUUGGCCUAAAUCCUUAGAACUUAUUUGACUCGAACCUUCUAUGAGAGAUGGCUAGGAGAGAAAAUGACUGAACACCCCCAGGAAUCACCUGCAACCUCCAGCUGUAACCACUCAUCCCUUUGCAUACAAUUCACUCUUAAUUAUUCAGCCACCUCCCUGACCAGUAGAGGAUUAUUUCAAAGCAGAAUUUUUACACACACGCACGCACACACACAAACCUGAUUGCCUGGAUUAGCAGAAUUUAAGGAAUUUGAACUGCAGGUCAGACAUCUAAAGAGUCUUAAUUUCUAUUAGCCUGGAUGUAUUCCCAAGUGCUAAACUCUUUUUAUUGUAUUUGCUCAGUUUACAGUGUGUCUGCCUGAAGAGGUGGGGGCUGCCCGUCUGUGUCUGCUUGAGCUCACCCUUUUCUUCUUUGAAAAGGAGUUGCAAAAUUCAGUCUGAGCCGAGGGUGGGAAACCCUCCUCUCUUAGUGCAAUGCAAGAGACAUUUUCCUGCCGAAAGGGAGACGACGGCGAUCCAGAAAUCAUCAGACUACACCAGGGGUGGGGAAUUAAUUUCUAUAGGGGGCCCCAUGAAAAAUCUGAACUCUGUUCGGGGGCAGAACCAACUUAACUUAAAAAUAAAAGAUAAGCAACUGAUCAACUUUAGACAAAAAGCUAUAAAUGGUUUUGAU